Varroa destructor (honeybee mite) is the source of this 7082-nucleotide messenger RNA. RefSeq names its product adaptor-related protein complex 3, delta 1 subunit-like garnet (gene g). Gene Ontology annotation, biological process: neurotransmitter receptor transport, postsynaptic endosome to lysosome; protein targeting to vacuole; synaptic vesicle membrane organization. Gene Ontology annotation, cellular component: presynaptic endosome; terminal bouton; AP-3 adaptor complex. The record is from RefSeq and is a predicted model, not a curated record. NCBI's taxonomy places the organism in Eukaryota, Metazoa, Arthropoda, Arachnida, Mesostigmata, Varroidae.
UUCAUUCCUUUCUAUUUGAUUUCAUUGUUGAAUGUUUAGAACUAUUUUCUGACAGUUUCUUACUUCUGAAAAUUUUCAUCCUGACCUUAUCCCUAGAGACUCCCUAGCCAAGGCCGCACGACGACAAACCGUCGUUUUCUUCGCAGUCUGCUUGUGAAAGGUAGGCGCGCAAUACACGGACCAUCGACAGUGCACCUUUCUAGACAUCUCAUUUCAUAUAGAGAGGAGAGUGCAUAAACCAUUGACUGCUGUGGAGGAGGACCGCCUGUCUAGAUCACUGCUGGUCAAUCAAUGUAUAUGUGCACCUCUGUGUGUCCAGUACAGCAGCUAUGAUGACAUUUGUUGGAAGGAGGCGACUUGCGGCGAUUCAUCCAACCUCUAAACGAUAAAUCUCUACCGACUUCCGAGCAACUGCCGUCAAUGUGUUCUUCGUCGAGCACUGUUUAGAGCAACUAACCUUUGAGUUAAUCAUUGCUGACAAAUUGUCACCAGUAAAAAUCCUGGCGCUUGUGGGUCCUGCAGGAGGUGCCGGAAAAGGAUCGCAUGUAUAGCGUCUAUGUGUAGGUGUUCGGGGCCUUUGCGUAAUGUCACCGGCCAUACAAUGUUAAGAUACAGGUGUUAGCGCCUCGACGGCUUCUCAAGCGUCGGCGGGGUGAGUCCGUCGAACUUCUCUGUGAACAGCGGAAGGGUGCAGUGCAACGAACUUGUGUGUCGUGCGUCGAAGUGCGUCGUGUGUCGAGUUCAGGCUCUUGCGCUUGGAACACGGACUGGGGACCACUAUCCAACGAGGAUCGUGUUGCAUAGCAGUUGCAAUCAGAAUAGUUGCACCAGAACCGUGUCGUUCCUUAAGCUACCGGAAAAAUAUAUACAGAUAAAAACAAGUAAGCAAAUAAUGGCGCUUAAGAAAGUAAAGGGCAAUCUGGAGCGUAUGUUCGAUAAGAAUCUCACCGAUCUUGUCCGUGGAAUUCGAAACAACCGUGACAAUGAGGCAAAAUACAUUACACAAUGUAUGGAAGAAAUCAAGGAGGAGCUUCGUCAAGACAAUACUGCCGUCAAGUCAAACGCCGUUGCUAAACUGGCCUAUUUACAAAUGCUUGGCUAUGAUAUCAGCUGGGCGGCCUUCAACAUCAUUGAAGUGAUGUCUUCAUCGAAAUUUACAUUUAAACGGGUUGGUUACCUGGCGGCGUCCCAAUCGUUCCAUGACGAGACCGAUGUUCUUAUGCUUACAACAAAUAUGAUCCGUAAGGACCUAAAUAGUGUUGGGAUGUAUGAAUCGGGUGUUGCCAUGUCCGGAUUAGCAUGUUUCGUCACGCCGGAUCUGGCACGCGAUCUCAGUCACGAUGUCAUGACGCUUCUAACCUCAACCAAGCCAUAUCUGCGCAAGAAGGCGGUUUUGCUAAUGUAUAAGAUCUUUCUACGCUUCCCGGAUGCCCUGCGUCCCGCCUUUCCUAAACUCAAAGAGAAGCUCGAAGAUCCUGACCCCGGCGUGCAGUCGGCCGCAGUGAAUGUGAUUUGUGAAUUGGCCCGCAAAAAUCCGAAAAACUACCUCCCGUUGGCGCCAGUUUUCUUCAAGUUAAUGACCUCAUCAACCAAUAACUGGAUGCUCAUCAAGAUUAUCAAACUGUUUGGUGUGUUGACCCACUACGAACCUCGGCUAGGCCGAAAGCUCAGUCAACCUCUGAUAUGUCUAAUACGAAGUACGUCCGCAAUGUCGUUGCUAUACGAAUGCAUCAACACUGUUAUCGCUGUGUUGAUUUCGAUCUCCUCCGGUCUGCCGUCGCAUUCAGCGUCGAUUCAGUUGUGCGUACAGAAGCUCAGAGUGCUCAUCGAAGAUUCCGAUCAGAACUUGAAGUAUCUUGGUCUAUUGGCGAUGGCGAAGAUCCUGAAGACGCACCCGAAGACUGUUCAGUCGCACAAGGAUCUGGUACUUCAGUGCCUGGACGACAAAGAUGAGUCAAUCCGACUGCGCGCCCUGGAUCUUCUUUAUGGAAUGGUCGGCAAGAAAAACCUUCAAGAGAUCGUUCGACGCCUUAUGACCCACGUUGACAAAGCUGAAGGUCAACAUUAUCGGGAUCAAUUACUUGCCAAAAUUAUCGACAUCUGCUCACAAGACAACUAUCACUUCAUUACGAACUUUGACUGGUAUAUCGGCAUUCUAGUUGAGCUUACGCGUAUUGAAGGCACCAGACAUGGUGAAUUAAUUGCUGGGCAGAUGCUUGAUGUUGCGGUUCGGGUCGAAGCUGUCAGAAGUGAGGCCUGCCGGCAGAUGGCACAUCUGCUCGCCAACACGCCGCUACUAAUUGGCCAAAAAGACUCUAUCACGCAGGUGCUCAUGGCUGCUGCGUACAUCUGUGGAGAAUUCUCACACCUUCUUGAAGAUCCGGAAGCGUGUAUGGAGCAUAUGCUUCGAACCAGGGCCUGCCAACUUCCACCCCACAUUCAAGCGACUUUCGUUCAAAAUGUCCUUAAAAUAUACGCUGGCAUUUGUGCUUCGUGUAAUGAAGAGACUUUCCGGCGGUUAUCAGCACUGAUUAUAGAUAGACUGCCUAUUUUUGUGCACUCAGGUGACCUCGAGGUUCAGGAGCGGGCGUGUUGUAUGCUGGCUUUGGUAAAACAAGCUGUAAAGCUUUUCGACCGAGGAGAAGAUGUGCGCCAGAAAUUACACUUCCUAUUCCAGGGUGAACUCAAUCCAGUUGCUCCAAAGGCUCAAAAAAAAGUACCAUUGCCAGAAGGCCUGGAUCUUGACUCAUGGAUUAAUGAGCCACCAAGUGACAAUGAUAGUGACCGCGAAAACGCUGGAGGAAUGGAGAUAUUCUUCAAAACCGAGAAGGUAACAAUUGCUGAGGAAGCUGCCCGCUACGACCCUGAUGAGGAGGAAAUGGAAAAGCGACGAAAAGCUCGACGUUCGGAGCAGGCGGACAAUCCGCAUUACCUAAAAGGUAGCACCAAGUCUGGCAAGAAAGACAAUACGAAGUCCAACAGCCAUCGAAACCACCGAGAUAAAGCCAGAAGUGGCCUUGAGCAGGAUAUUCUCCAUGCGCUCAACGCAGACGGCGAUUCAUGUCGAAAUAAACGGAGUCAUCGAAAUGGCGAACGUGGAGCUGCAGAUGAAGGUGGCGUAGACGAAGAAGGCGACACUAAGCGGCAUAAGAAAUGGUCCAGCAAGAAAUCAGCUUCGGGUGGCAAACGCAAAAAGGACGCAAAGCUUUCGGAGGUCUUGCGGGCCGAUAGCGAGGAAGACGAAGAGGAAGCCGAGAUGGACGAAUCGCCGAGCGUCCUCGUCAAAACACACAUGGAGCUGCCAGACGGAGCCAAACUCAGCGACAGCGACGACGACAAGGACGCCAACGAUCCCCAUCGCGCGUUAAAUAUUGACCUUGGAGUCGCAUUGGAAGAGAGCGUAUUUAUUAGUCACUACUCAAAGGCAAAGAGUGGCAACAUCGGCAAAGAAUCAAAGGUGUUGUCGAUUACAACGGCCGUGACUGCAGGAGCGACUGUAACGUCGCCCACUCUUCAAAGCAACAACGAAAAUCACCAAAAAAAUAAUAAUAACAACAACAAUAAUAACAAUAAUAAUAAUGACGACAACAAUAGGAGGAACAUCGCCAAUGACGAGAGCAUGGAUGAUGGCCUAUUAAUUAAGGAUAUCGACGGGUCUGGCCACCAGAAAAAGGAAAAGAGGAAGAAAGACAAAAAAGACAAGAAACAUGACAAGAAUUAUAAGAAAAAGGACAGCACCGACGCAAGUGAACUCGAAAAAUCCAUACGGCAUCAUAGCAGCACAAAAUCGAAACAUGACAAGGCUUCGGUUGGCCCGAAAGAAAAACGCUCGUCCCGCAAAGAAGGCCGUGACUCGACACACCGUAAACACCACACUCCUAAAAAAAGGACCUCAUCUGAAGGUGGAAGUCUCUCAUCAUCAAUAACGCUCUUUGGUGGUCACAAACAGAACAAGAGUGGCUAUGAGGAGACUCCGGGCAUCACUACGCCGUCACAUGAAAAGGGCAUUUCCCUGUUACAGACACCGCUCAGUCCAUCCCUCGCUCUUCUCCAGUGCGAGUCGCGGUUCGAGCCCCUGAAAGAGGAUCAAAAUGUCAAAAUUAGUUACGAAAUUCGCACAAUGCUCUAUGCCCGGGACCAAUUGGUCUGCGCGCUCAAAUUCACUAACAAAUCUGGCCAUUCGCUAAAACAACUCGAGCUGUCGUUUCGUGACGGACAAUACCUGAAGUUCGUUAGGUCUGCGGAUUCUGAUGACUCGACGGUGCCCGCACUACCGUUCACCGUGUUACCAGCCGGCGCUUCGCACAUUAACGAGUUUCCCUUUGAAGUAUCACAUCUGGCCGCCGACCAGGUGAAGGCCACACUUACCUAUAUGUGGAUCGAAGAAAACGGCGUUCUUAGUGAUAAAAUCGAUUGCAAGAUCAAGGUCCCUGUCGUAGCUUACCUUGUCCCUACUCCAACUACCAGUGAUGUCUUCUGCGGAAUGCUGUCAUCCGGUUCCCUGAUGGCCAAAGGUUCAUUAACCAUUCCCGAUGUCGAUGUGGACUUCACUCAUUUGCUUUCGAAGCUUGCCUUUCAUGCGCACUUCGCCCAAAUUGAACAGGUCGGUCAAAGUGCAUCUCUCCUGGCAACAGCAAUCUCCGGUGAGCCGGUUUGUCUUCUCGUCAAACAAAAAGAGCCGACGAAAACUUCUAGCGCAUUACUCAUUAUCGAUGGAAAAAGCUCACGUGAGACGCUGCUUAAUCAAGCGUUGGCCGAGAUUAAUAGGCUUAUAACUUCCGGGAGCCUCUUUGAGGAAUAGACAACGAUAGCGAAUUCGUGCACGCCUUAAAUGCUGUUGCUGGCUCUCUGAUAUUCAUUAAAUGUUAGACUGGGACUUGAACGUUACAAAUAGCGUUAAAAAAGGUGCGUUUUGGCGUAAUCUCUUUUUCUGCCAUGUUCUGCAAUUUACCGCUUUUCGUACUGAUGAAGAUGCUUAUACGGCUAAAUCGACACUUUUCGUCUAUUCAAGAGAGCUACAUCCUAUGAUUGGUGACAGAGUUCGGAAAAGGCUGAAUAAUGCCUGUACCCUAUUCCACCAAUUGAUUGUAUAGAUACCCGUGUAAUGCGUUGCGGUUGAUUCAUUAGCAGGUCUAUAAUAUAUAUCAGUGAUGACUCGUGAGCUUUCACAACAAUCAUGUGCCACUACAGAACAUUAAAAGCAGUAGCGCCAUUUGUUGGUUUUGAUAUUCUACCUGUACGCAAGUUCACGGUAACAUUGAUGGUGAUAAAUGUCAAUGAAUUCCAUGCGCCAUUAACCAAACAAGGACAUCAUUAUCCUCGUUCGCUUUAAACAGAAGACACUAAGCGCUGGCAAAAUUAGAGCAAUUUUUGGCGAAACAGAAGAAAAAAAUGAGCAUGCCACAAUGUAUACGGGCAAUACAUUACGCAAUAGGAAGAAGAGCAGCGCGCCUUUGGGCUAUCCUUCAUGGAGCGACAACAGUUAAGUGCAACAAACUUCGCUUGUUUUGUGGUCGACCAACCCACUAGUUCUUCAUCAUCACAAAUACUAUCGUCAUCAUCAUUGUUAUAUUGCAGACAUUCCGAAAGUGCCCUCGGAGGUACAACAUAAGUUUUCGCAAGGGGGAAUACCGAAAGUGACACUACGACUGUUACGAGUACGUGUCUUCGACUCGGAUCUAUAGAGCUGCCAGCUCUUAUAUUCCCAUCCGUUUAACUGACUGGGAAUCGCCGAUAGUUAACCAUGGAUGCCCAUCUUAGAUUUUACCUAGCAAAACGAGUACACAUAAACAAUUUCUGAUUUCAGCAGUAAUUGUUUAUUUGUUUCGUGAUUAUUGACCAGAAGUCACGUUAUCCUUAGAAUAUCUAGUUUGCUUGGGAGGUAAACUUUGGCGACGCAGAACUCCUUUGAACAGCGAGCAGCAAGAGUCACCAAUGAGUGAAAAGGUUUGAAAUCUCCCUGACGAUGUGGAACAAGCAUAGGAAGAAUAACGGAUCGGAUAACGCAUAUGUGCGUAGAAUAAUCUGGAAAAGUCCACAGUUUUAGUGCUGGCUUUGUAAUUGUUUCAGAGUUGCUUCAGCAGAUCGGGUCGAAGUGAUUUGCGCUAAUACAUCUAACAAAUGGCAUAUGGCGCUUAGAGAAAAGUAAGACAAAAAAUCUGAACCUACCCGUCAUAGAAGAGACGUUACAUCUGAAUGAGAAUGUACUGCAAAGCAAUUAACGUGUACAGAAGUGACGGGAAGUUAAGGAGUGAAUUACAGUAUAGAUGCGUUUAUGAUAACAUUUUAGCGUGUGUGUGAUCUACUGUUAAAAAGUCUAGAAGGCCUAAACCGUUUUAAUUUCGUUAAUUUUUCACUGCUUAAAUCCUAAUCGCCUCGAUAUGCAUCUUACACGGUAAGGAACUAUAUAUAAAGGCCUAUAACAUUAGCGCCAACUAUAAAAAUGGCGGGAUCAGAAAAAUGAUUAACAAUUAGGAGUAAAUGUUAUGUGGGGCGAACGUCUACUCUCAUUUUUGAACGCGUUUUUCAUAAGUGAAGCUGUCCACAGCUACAAAGUGGUAAAGUACGUAACGUAACAGCGCUAAAACAAUUCUAAGAGGUGUGUAGCAGACAAAUGCAAUAUCUGUAUGGUACAUAGAGGUCACCUUAUAUACAUAUAUAUAUCGAAGGGAGAGUUAUAUAUGAAUUAGGUGAUAAACAGCGAACUGGGAUAAGGAUGUAAUGAUGAAAACACAAGUAUGUAUGUGUGUCUGCAAUGAGUAACAAACAAAACUGAGAAAACAGAGACAAAAGAUCGUCCUAAAACGAUCUUAUUAUUUAUGAUUACGACGAAUACAUUUUUGUGAUGAAAAAGAAUCUAUACAGAGUAAUAAUAAAUUGUCCGAUAAUAUUGGUUAAAAACGGAUGCUUAUCAUUCCCAUUGUGUGCCAAGUACACGUGUGACGGUUGAUUACCUUCGCAAACGUUUUCUGUCUCGAAAAGUUUCUUUAUCGAUUUGAAAACAAAAACCUAAAGCCUUUUUCAAAGUGAGCAAAAGUUAAACGCGCUGAAUUCUAUAGUCAAAUAUUCAUGAAACAAAAGCU